AUGCGGACGGGCGGGAGAAAGAGGCGGGAGCUGAUUGGCUGGCACCGCCCCCCACAGGGUUGCCAUAGCGACGGGAUGCGGACGUGGGGGGAGGAGGAAGAGGAGGAGGCGGCGUCCGCAGGCGGGAGGAGGAAGGUAUUUGAAGAAAGAAGAGCCCUGCUUGGAAAAUGGUUUGACAAGUGGACAGAUGGUCAGAGGAGGAGGAUCCUGGUGGACCUGCUGGAACGCUGCUCCCUGUCCCAGCAGAAAUUCUGUGCCAAGCAGCUCCAGACCCGAGUCCCCACCGAGGCCGUCGAUUUUACCACGAGGCUCCCUCGAGUCCUGUCUUUGUACAUCUUUUCUUUCCUGGAUCCACGGAGCCUCUGUCGAUGUGCACAGGUGAGCUGGCACUGGAAGUACCUGUCGGAGCUGGACCAGCUGUGGAUGCUGAAGUGCCUGCGUUUCGGGUGGCUCCUCAACUUCUGCCCCACGCCCUUCGAGCAGGGCGUCUGGAAAAAACACUACAUCCAGAUGGUGAGGGAGCUGCGCCUCAGCAGGCCCCAGACUCCUUCCAAGGACGAGUUCAUCGUUAUCGACGUGCAACCAGUAAAAAGCAACGCCCCAGAGAGGAAACUUUCUGUGGCAGGACUAGGGACAAGCAGGAGGAAAAAAGAGCUCCCUCCUUGGCGUUCAUCCGACAGGAACCCCACGGACACCAUCCGCUACAACUACCUGGACAACUACGACCCCAUCGAGCAGGCCAGGCAGGCGAGGAGGAAGGGAGGAGGGCACACCCCGGACCUGAGCAGGCAGGCGGCCGAGAGGAAGAAGAGAGGAGGUCGUGGAUCCACUCAGCUCCGGAAGGUGACAUCCCUGUUAUCCCUCUCUGCAGAUCCUGAGCCUGUCCCAAAGCCACCGGUUCGUCCCAGCUGGGCCAGACCUCCCCAGAGCGGGGCCCUGCCCGCCAAGGCGCUGGCCCAGAGCUCCCGCUGGAACGCCGGGAUCCGCCCGGGACCCGUCCGAGCGCCGAAACCGCGGCACAGAGGGGCUGGAGAUGCCACCAGGGGGGACACCAGGUCCCCGUCACCUCCUCUGUUUGAGGCUCAGCCCUGGCACAUUCCUUCAUCCAACCAAGGAUCCGACACGGAAUGA
Pyrgilauda ruficollis (rufous-necked snowfinch) is the source of this 1131-nucleotide messenger RNA. RefSeq names its product F-box protein 16 (gene FBXO16). The transcript is spliced from 8 exons. The record is from RefSeq and is a predicted model, not a curated record. Lineage: Eukaryota; Metazoa; Chordata; Aves; Passeriformes; Passeridae. Gene Ontology annotation, molecular function: protein binding. The coding region runs from base 1 to 1131 and encodes 376 amino acids.